CCAUGUCCAUCAGUCUCUUGAAGCUAAAAAAAGAAAAGCUCAUAUCAAGAAUCCUUGGAGACAUGGCUUCAAGAGCUCCAGCCUCCGCUGCCCUUCUCCUCACCUUCAAUCUCCUCUUCUUCACUUUGGCGAGCUCUACCUAUUGCCCACCACCAAACCCAAAAGGCCAUGAUGCAACUCAACCAAUCAAGCCAUCGCCAACACCAAUUACGGGUCGUUGCCCAAAGGACACCUUAAAGUUGGGCGUUUGUGUCGCUCUGUUGAAAGAUUUGUUGAGUGUUACAGUUGGAACCCCACCUAAGACUCCUUGCUGCAGCCUUAUCGGCAAUCUUGUUGAUCUGGAAGCCGCUGUUUGCCUUUGCACUACAAUCAAAGCCAGUGUCCUGGGCAUUAACUUAAACCUUCCUGUGAACUUGAGCUUGUUGCUUAACUACUGUGGGAAGAAGGUUCCUGAAGGAUUCAAGUGUGCAUAAAUGCAUUCUGUCUCUGCUUAUUUCUAGUUUAUCAUUUCAUGUUGUAUGUUUCAGUUUCUUGGAUUUGUUUUUUCCCAUUUUGUUGGCUCAUGCCGUAAGAAUUUAAGCAAUAAUUUUCUAAUGGUAAUUUUUCUUUCAUGGAUA
Messenger RNA from Manihot esculenta (cassava), 617 nucleotides. RefSeq names its product 14 kDa proline-rich protein DC2.15. Bases 3 to 473 code for a protein of 156 amino acids. The record is from RefSeq and is a predicted model, not a curated record. The transcript has a single exon. Lineage: Eukaryota; Viridiplantae; Streptophyta; Magnoliopsida; Malpighiales; Euphorbiaceae.